Messenger RNA from Anguilla anguilla (European eel), 1783 nucleotides. RefSeq lists its product as uncharacterized. The record is from RefSeq and is a predicted model, not a curated record. Gene Ontology annotation, biological process: G protein-coupled receptor signaling pathway. The transcript has 3 exons. Lineage: Eukaryota; Metazoa; Chordata; Actinopteri; Anguilliformes; Anguillidae. The coding region runs from base 69 to 287 and encodes 72 amino acids. Gene Ontology annotation, molecular function: G-protein beta-subunit binding. Gene Ontology annotation, cellular component: heterotrimeric G-protein complex.
UCCCACGGCAAUUUAAGUUUUUUUUUUUUUUUCGAAGUUGUCAGAUCACAGUCGCCUUUAGCGCAGUCAUGUCCAACAACAGCGCACGCAGUAAUAACUUGGUUAUUGCACAGAAAGCCGUAAAACAAUUGCGGUUUGAAGCCAGUGUCCAGAGGAUUAAGGUGUCUCAGGCGGCCGCAGAUCUGAAGACCUUCUGCCUCCAGAACGCAAACAAGGACCCUCUGCUCAUGGGCGUCCCCUCGGGCGACAACCCUUUCCGACCCCCCAAGUCCUGCUCCGUUUUCUGAGCUAAUGAGGAAUGAAGUCCAUGGAACACUUUUAGAAGACCUCUACUCUGCCCAACCUCCGCCUCACACUGCUCUUAUUGUUGGUUCACGGUUCAAUCCCAGAAUGCCAAGCACUGGGAGGCCAAACCCCCCAACACCACCCCCCCCCCCCCCCCACCCCCACAUUAGAACAGCUACCAUAUGGUCUUGCAAAAUGAAACUCUAACAUCUUGUUUAGUUUUCUUAUUUUAAGAAAUAACAUACAAAAAAAACUAAACAAAGGAUCGUUCAAAGAGCUGGCAGAUUUGGACGUUUGUCUCAUCACCGAGGCCAGCCUUAAAGAUGAGUUCCCAUUCUCAUCACAGUGAUGCUGCCCAGUUCUGUGUUCAUGUCUGGAGGAUGUGUGCUCCUGCAACUAAUUUCUAAUACAUUCUGUGUUGUUAGCGCUCAAAAUAUGACUUCAGGUGUAACAACUUAAGCUGUGAUCAGCUUCUUAUAAGAAUUAUGUGACUGGCAUUUAGCUGAAAACGAGCAAGGAUUCUGCAUCUAAAUCUAAAUUAAUGUUGCUGGCGAAUGCAAUCAAAGAGGUCCAAUUUUUGGAGUCUUAAUUAACACAGGAAGUCUUUUUUUGCCCUACUGUGUCAAGAGAACAGUGUGGUAAAAUAUAGUUCAUUUUUCUUAUUAAUCAACUGAAUUAUCAUCUUGAAUUUAAAAUAGGCCCAAAUUACCAUCAAGGGAAUUUUACCUGAUCAGAACAUAAUGUGGAGUUCUGAAAAGCAGAAUCAUUGGCCAGUUUUAUGCCAUCGCACAUUCUGGUCCCUGAUAUUUCAAAAGUAUGAUAACUCAGUUCCAUUAGUAUUUCUUAUUGGAAUAGUGUCUGUAAAGAACCAUCCAUGUCGGUCACAAUGACACAAAGGGCCGCUGUGUUUCAUGCAGCAGGUCAAGUCUGAACUUCGCUCAGUCUAUGAAAAUGUUGGCAAAUGUGCCCACGUGUUUUGUUGCAUGUUAAUCCUUCCACUGAACUUCCACAACUCACUACCAUUUCGUGAUUUUCAUGAGAAUGCACAAUUCCCAUUGGGAAGCCAUUAAAUAUGUCACAUCCAUGUCUGGUUUCUCCUUUUACAAUUAUUUCCAAGCACAAAAUGGUGAUCACCCAUAUUUUCUGAUCUACAUUCACAGACUACAUUCUACAUUCAUAAACCAAACCCAAACCCAUUCAUGCUCACCAGAAAUGACACUAGCUGAGGACCUGAGCAGAACUUGUCAACAUAUAGCAGCGUUUCCCAAGCUUGUUGUAUGUUAAGACCAGCUGAGCUUUCAGUUCAAUGUGUUUGGUUGUGCUUUUAAUGGUAUGCUGAUUUUCAUAUCUGUUUUCAUUUGAUCUCUCCUCAUUCAAACUGGUAUUGGCUAUUUUUUGGGAAAGAAAAAAAGAUAUACUGAAGUUUUUGUGUCAAAAUUAAGAUCAGUUUGUUGUUAUUUUGUUAAUAUCUGCCCCUCAUUAAAAUUAUUAAUUGGUA